AUGGCGGUCACCGCAUUUCCCUCCGCGGACUCGCCCGACCUCACUCUUCUCAAUGUGGCCCGACUCUUCACUCGCCUCGAACAUAACCUCCUCUCACCUGGCUCGGAGCUCCAGACGCUGCGCAAGUCGGAAUUCCAACACCUACGCAUGACGAAGAAUGUCGAAUACGCCCGCACUCUACUCUCCCAGCUAGAACGUUCGCUCCCGCAACUAAAGCCCUUAGACCGGCGACACGAGGCACAGACGGAGAUUGCACGGGAUCGAUUGCUUCUCAAACGGCUCCAGAGCGUCCUCGACGAUGCAGAGAUACGCCACGCUGACAGCGACGAGGAUGAGGCCGCCGCUGCCGACGACGAAUGGAAGGAGCUCUUCAGCAAACCCAUCAGCACAGCGGGGGAAUCCACGCCGUCGCCAACACCAGCCCAGCCCUCAGCAAACCGCGCACAAGAUGAGAAGCAAGCUGCACCAGCACCACCAAUCACACCCACAAUACCCUCCACGACGGCGCCUUCAGCAUCAAUAAGAACCUCCGACCCGACGCCCACCUCCACGCUCCGCAAUCGCAUCCCUGGCACCCCAAGCUCGCAUAACCCAACCCAAGUACCCACAACCAGCCACAGCACCUCCGCCCAGCCCUCUUCCAAUCCACCCCCAGCCCUCAAUCCCAAACAGUCCACUACAGAAGGGGCCCUCAGCGCCGCCCGCCUCGAACAAGAAGACCUCACCAACUCCCUCCUCUCGCUCGCCAGCCAACUCAAAGCCUCGUCACAGUCCUUCCAAGCAACCCUGGACAAUGAGAAGUCCAUCUUGGAUCGGGCCGUGUCAGGCAUCGACAAGACCAGCUCCACCAUGGAGGCAGCCGGCCAGCGGAUGGGCAUGUUGCGGCGGAUGACGGAGGGCAAGGGCUGGUGGGGGCGGAUGAUGCUGUAUGCGUGGAUUUUCGGUCUGUGGGUAGUGGCCGUGUUGAUUGUGUUUAUUGGGCCGAAGUUGAGGUUUUGA
Molecule: messenger RNA, 999 nt
Organism: Penicillium macrosclerotiorum
Lineage: Eukaryota; Fungi; Ascomycota; Eurotiomycetes; Eurotiales; Aspergillaceae
Exons: 2
Coding region: 1-999 (332 amino acids)
Biological process (GO): retrograde vesicle-mediated transport, Golgi to endoplasmic reticulum
Cellular component (GO): SNARE complex; endoplasmic reticulum
Molecular function (GO): SNAP receptor activity
Source: RefSeq, a predicted model, not a curated record